AAUAAAAUCCAGUAAGCAAACCGUAACGACAGGGUUCGGUUUCGUAUCAUUCAUUACAGUGAUACUAUGCAGGGGGGAAACUUGUGAAGAACGUUGAAGGCGAAAGAGGAACGAACGGAGCGAGCAAUGUACAAAACGAAGGUGCAAGAGCUGUGCCAGCGACGGUCGUGGCCCUUGCCCACCUACGACACCACCAGAGAAGGUCCCGAUCACGAUCCUCGCUUCACCUCCACCGUCACCGUUAACGGCGUGUCCUUCCAAACCUCUGCCCCCACGCGCAACUCCAAAAGCGCCCAAAACGACGCCGCUAUGCUCGCCUUCCUCCACUUCUCCCCGCCGUCAUCGUCACCGUCGCCCUCACCGUCGCCGCCGUCUCCCUCUUUUCCCCAACACACUCUCUCCCUUCCCGCUCUCUCUUCUUUCCCUCAGCCUUCGCUUUGCAACUCGUCUUCUGGUGCACCUGAUCCCAGAUCUGUUGUUGAUGAUGUACAUCUUCACUCAAAUGGAUUGCUGCAACUGAAAUUGGAAGAAGUGUGCCAAACAUCUCAAAUCAGUAACCCUCUACCGGCUGUUAGAGAUACAAUAACAGUGGAAAAUCAAAAAAACAUGUUACAUUUGUACAAGAACCAGCUGCAAAGCUUUGUUCAAAAGAAAAAUCUAGGUCUUCCAGUAUAUUCUUCCGAGUUUGAGGGUCCUCCUCAUGCCACGCGUUUCAAGUGCAAAGUCACUAUUGAUGGACAUACAUAUGGAGGUGACAAAUUCUAUUCUACAUUGAAGGAUGCUGAGCAUGCAGCCGCUGGAGCUGCUUUAAUGUCAUUAUUACCAGGCGGAGUUGAAGAGGGUCAUACUGGAUUAUACAAAAAUCUUUUACAAGAAUUGACUCAAAAGGAAGGAUUCCGAUUACCCAUUUAUAGCACAAAUAUAAAUGGUGAAGCUCAUAUGCCAAUAUUUGUGUCACAAGUGGAGGUAGAAGGGGUGCUCUUUACUGGGCAAGAAGCUAAAUCCAAGAAGCAAGCAGAGAUGAGUGCAGCCAAGGUAGCUUAUAUGGCUUUGAAAGAACACAAAGGCAAGUCAGAUAAGAGUUCUUCAUUCCCCUUUUCAAAUUAUGAAGGACAGGUUCCCAAGUUCUCGCCUGACCACUCUGAGUCAAAUGUGGUAUCUUUUCUUAAACACAAUGCCAAUCCAACUUCAUCUGUGGGCCUUGGAUUAGUCACCUCGAGUGAACAUAGCACAGACACAUUGAAGAAUGUCUCUACUUCAUCUGGAAAUACAAAUGGCUACACCAAGGUUUCUACCUUGUCAAAUGAUAAUUCUUCACCUUCUCUGUCUGGCAGCAGCAAAAUGGUUUCUGAAACAAGUGACAAGUCUUCAACUGCAGUGUACACCACCUCCUCAUGCAUAAAAAAGAUUGUUGUUUACUCACGCAAGACAAACGUGGAAAUUGAAGAUGAUGGAACUAUGUUGCCAAUUAGCGAUGACAAGUGGGUUGCUUACUCGUAUUCUUAUUGAGAUAGUUGGAACUCCUGCAUCAUAUUUUUUGUUUCUCAAUGUAUUUGUGUAGGAUUUGACUCCCGGUAAAUUUUAAAACAUAAAAUAUGGAACUUAUAACCUAUCGACUAAAAGACACAGAUGAGAUUUUAACCUAAAGAAAGUGAAGCAGAUUAGUUAAUUAUUCAGUCAUCAACAACUAGGAAUUUCUCUGCUCAGAUUACAUAGAAGAACAUUUAAGAAUAUGUAGAUAACUAUAGCUCUAUGGGGAAAUGCUAGAGACCCUUAUAUUUGUUCUUUUA
Messenger RNA from Vigna angularis (adzuki bean), 1790 nucleotides. Its product is annotated as double-stranded RNA-binding protein 1. The transcript is spliced from 6 exons. The record is from RefSeq and is a predicted model, not a curated record. NCBI's taxonomy places the organism in Eukaryota, Viridiplantae, Streptophyta, Magnoliopsida, Fabales, Fabaceae. The coding region runs from base 127 to 1509 and encodes 460 amino acids.